Messenger RNA from Blepharisma stoltei, 1643 nucleotides. Lineage: Eukaryota; Ciliophora; Heterotrichea; Heterotrichida; Blepharismidae. The record is from the annotation of a GenBank genome assembly.
AUGGGAUAUAAACCUUCAAUACAAGGGCAAUAUUCAAGGUUUGUUUCAGCAAACCUUCCCCUUUUGAAAUCUCAUGUAGACGCAGAGCGGAUUAUCAAUUCAAGAACACAGACGUUUUCUAAAGAUUUACUAAUUGAAGUAUGAAGAGAUAUUCCUACGGAUCAAAAGCCAGAUUUCCCAAAAUAUAUUUCUUCAGAAUUUGAAGAUGAGCCUCACCAAACAAAAAAAGAAAUUUCUACAAUGAGACUGAAACUUUAUAAGACCAAUUUUCUCAAGAUAGCAACACCAAAAGGCAGCUUUAAUUCAAAUAUAUUAACUGGAAGAUCUACAUCGAGAGCAGCCACACCUUCACUUGCUCAGAGCUUAUCUACAAAAAGAAUUAAUCGGCUAAAAUUACGCACACCUCUUCCAUCAGCAUCAUCUAAGCGUGAAUCGCCAGAACUAAUACAAAUUUUCACUGAAUUUCAAACCCCUACUGAGUCUUCAAGAAAGCUUACCUUAAAAUCUUCGUCACCUGAUACAACUCGAGUGAAAGAAAAAGUGAGAAUUUUGAAGCAAAAAAUAAAAUUCCCUAAUGAAAACGCAGUUAAAUAUAUUUCUAAAUUUUUUGAAAGCGAUGAAGGAAAGCAGCGGCUAAAGCCAGAAUCCCAACAAUAUUUUGGCAUCAUUUCUGAAAUUCCUUAUAAAUUAUAUUUAGGGCUCCCAGAAAGGCAUGGGUCUCUUUAUAUAACAGACAUCAAAGGUGCUAACGAUUUGAGUCAACUAAGAAAGCUACAUAUAUAUGCCAUUCUUACACUAGGACUCUCCAAUGCUCCUUAUGUUUAUACAUUUAUUAAAGGUGGCUACAUGACUAUUAAUAUAGAAGACGAUGAAGUAUAUGAGCUUCCAAAUGUUCUUCCGAAGGCAACCAAAUUUUUAGACCAUCAUUUGAAAAAUGGAAAUGUGUUGGUCCAUGAUUAUUAUGGAAUGAACCGAUCCUGUGCUGUUGUGGUAUUAUAUUUGAUGAAAAAAUACUCGAUGAAAAUGUAUAUGGCAAUUAAAGCAGUAACUGAAGUAAGGCCCAUUUGCAUUAAAAUGCGGCACGUAUCAGCCUCUUGGCGCACUGGGAAUGGUUGCUAGUCAAGAAUCAAGUGCAGCCUUAGGUGAUGUGUAUCCGGGGGUUUUGUUUGCCUUCCUGCGAUUGGAAAUGGAGGUGCUGAAAAAUGUCCGUUUGAUCUAAGGACCUAUGGGCAUUCCUCUGCCAAGAAAGGGGUUUAGUACUAGGCCACAAGGAAAAAGCCUUUUUCCUGGUGCUGUCAAAGGAUGGCACUUUGGCAUCCGACAGAUUUCAAAGAGUUGAUCCUUAAAAUCAAGCUACUUCAAUCGCCCGCCCGCGAAGGAACGCAGAAAUUCAUAAAGCCAUCCGCUCAAGAGCAGCAAGUCAAGGAGGAGAAGUAGGCACCGGAAGAGGAACCCGUUUCAGGUGAUAAACCCCUUGGGGUGGAGUCGAAAAGCAGUUUAACCUUGCGUACGGGAGGUAUUUGGUGAAUGCUUUAACGCCCGACUUUAAUUAAUCUAAAUUAACUGAAGGAAGGCCAUGCUGUGAUAUAAGACCUGAGUUUAAGUCUUUGAUUGAAAGGUUCCAAAUUAGAGGAGAGCUAUAA